CGUGUUUACUAUAAUUUCCGAAGUAAUAGAAAUGCGACUUACUUAGACGUCAUGGCAGUGAGCAGUAAGAAACUUACCAUGGAGGAGGCUUCGGUUACUGGGACCGGUAGAUGACGUCUGUGCCCCGGGAGACCAGCACUGAGUGUUGCAGCAGUACGCAUUGCUGACAUGCAGCCUGGGGAUAUAUCACAAGUGUCUUUUAGCAGCCCUUUUAGUCAAGAGACAUGGGCCAGCAAAGUCAAACAACCUCCGAAAGUCAGGAUCCCUCCAGCUACCUCUGUGAAACCUGUAUGUUCUUCACCUAGCAUUGCUAAGGAUGCAAAAUCACAAGGCUGGAAUAAGACGUUGCCAUCUCCUUAUUUAGCUACUGGAACAGAGGCAGAGGAAGUGGUUGCAAAGAAAAAGAGGAAGAAAAAGAAGAAAAAUAAACAGAGUCCAAACAAUGAACAUCCUGAAAAUGAAAAGUUUGCAAAUGAGAACAUUGUUGUACAGGAACCCCCAAAGUUUCAAGAUGAUGAGGAAUUCCCUGACUUGAUGUCCUCUACUGGUGUUGCUGAAAGAGGUUUAAGACCUGAAAAUAGAAGUUUUUCUGGUUACAGUCGGGGACCUCGAGAGACAUUGGAGUCAUCAAAGACAAAAGGCAGUGGCAGGAAGAGCAAAACUCCUGUACAGCUGGAUUUAGGAGGCAUGCUGGCAGCACUUGAGCAUAAACAACACAUAGAUAAAACCAAACCAUCUACUAAGCCAGUCGUCUUGUCCGUUGGUGGUGGUGUUCCUGUGCUGUCCAGAGAGCCCAACAAUAUAUCUAAGAUCCCUCAGGCAAAGCAAGGCCAAGCACCACACAAUCCUCUUGAUUCUAGUGCUCCUCUGGUCAAGAAAGGAAAGCAGCGAGAGGUGCCCAAAGCCAAAAAACCAACUUCCCUCAAAAAGAUUAUUUUGAAAGAAAGAGAACAGAAGAAACAGCAGCAGUCUUCUGUGUCCCAGGAUGCAUCCCAGAAAGAGGAGGAUGCUCAUUUAGAUGAUGAUGAAGAGGGAGCAGUGGAGUGCCAGGAUGUGUCUGAAGAGCCUUUUGGUUCUCCAAGCCCAGAAGAUAUAGAGAUGGAAAUGGAACCAAAUGUUGAUUGCUCUGCUUCCACAAGUGAAUCUUCAAUAAACCUUUCUGAUACUGCCAGUGUUUCUAUUCAUCAACCGACAACCAACCUCCCAAAAAUUCACAGCAGAAGAUUUAGAGAGUAUUGUAGCCAGGUUCUUAGUAAAGAAGUGGACAGUUGUGUGACAGAGCUUCUUAAGGAACUUGUGCGCUUUCAGGAUCGCUUGUACCUUAAAGAUCCAGUAAAAGCAAAGACAAAAAGGCGUCUUGUGAUGGGAUUACGUGAGGUGUUGAAGCAUCUGAAACUGAAGAAAUUAAAGUGCAUAAUCAUUUCUCCCAACUGUGAAAAGAUCCAGUCUAAAGGUGGGUUGGAUGACACUCUGCAGACAAUUAUUAGCUGUGCCAUUGAACAGAAUGUCCCUUUUGUGUUUGCACUCAAUCGCAAAGCUCUGGGCCGUUGUGUGAACAAAGCUGUCCCUGUUAGUGUGGUCGGGAUAUUCAGCUAUGAUGGAGCCCAGGAUCACUUCCAUAAAUUAAAUGAACUUACAAUGCAAGCUAGACAAGCAUAUAACGACAUGAUUUGCUCAUUACAAGAGCAGCAGAAGGAAGAUACUGAAGAUGGAGAUGAGGUGGAAAGUGUCUUAGAAAACAAUCAGCACAAACCUGUAGAAGUGAAUGCAGAGUCUACAGCAGAUGAGGCAGAAGAGCCAAACUACAUUAAAGUGUGGAAGAGGAUGCUAGAAGAGCAAUACACUCCUUACACUCCUUACACCCUGAGCCUUGAGGAAACUGUCUCCAAUGACCUGUUUAAUUUCCAUUUAUCAUGACUUCAGCUACAUAAUCUUUCCACUAAAAAAAAAUAAAAAAACAUUUUUGUUGCAGGUAAAAAAUAGCUGUCACAGUGGAGGAGCAUCGGGGUGCAUUUCUAACAUUUUACCCCCCGAAUAUGGGUGUAACAUGCAACAAUUUAUGAAAGGCGAACGUAUUCAUUAAAGCCACUAUGUUAAGUGGCUCCAGAACUUUUUAGUGGUAGAUACAGGACUGAUAUAGCUGGAUGGGUAAAUGUAAUUGUGUCCCUUCACUAGGGCAUCUAAAGGGAGUUAUAUUACAUUACAUCAUUAAACAUUUCUGACUAUACAUUA
This is a messenger RNA of Rana temporaria (common frog), 2232 nucleotides long. RefSeq names its product SECIS binding protein 2 (gene SECISBP2). Gene Ontology annotation, molecular function: mRNA 3'-UTR binding; ribonucleoprotein complex binding; selenocysteine insertion sequence binding. Gene Ontology annotation, biological process: selenocysteine incorporation. Bases 169 to 1917 code for a protein of 582 amino acids. The transcript is spliced from 12 exons. The record is from RefSeq and is a predicted model, not a curated record. Gene Ontology annotation, cellular component: ribonucleoprotein complex. NCBI's taxonomy places the organism in Eukaryota, Metazoa, Chordata, Amphibia, Anura, Ranidae.